UAUACAGCAGCCAAAGUAGAAAAACUUGCAGCAUUAGGUUUUAAUCUAGAUCAUGGCUACCAGUCUCCCCUCUUCCGAGCCUCUGCAUACCGUGCAACUUGACGGUUUGGUUGUGCUAAAGAUCAUCAAGCACUGCCGUGAAUCAUAUCCUGUCGAUGUCACAGGACAGCUUCUCGGUCUUGACGUUGAUGGUGUUCUCGAAGUCACCAACUGCUUCCCCUUCCCUUCUAGCGAUGAUGACGAGGCUAGCGCACAAUAUCAGCUUGAUAUGAUGCGAUGCUUGCGCGAGGUGAAUGUCGACAAUAACACUGUUGGAUGGUAUCGAUCAGCUCACUUGGGUAACUUCAUGGAUCUCAACUUGAUCGACACUCAAUACAACUAUCAAAACUCUCUCAGCGCACAAUCGGUUGUCAUUAUUCACGAUGUCUCCAAAUCUGCUGCUCAGGGCAACUUGAGUUUGAGAGCGUUCCGUUUGACUGAAGCCUUCAUGAAGGCUUAUGAGAAGAAGACCUUCACGACUGAAAGCAUGAUCAAAAAUAAGCUCACACUCUCCAAUAUUUUUGAUGAGUUACCUAUUCAAGUCCACAACUCACAUCUCGUCACUGCUCUUUUGCACGAUCUCGAUUCGCCCGUCGCCGACGCCAACCGUCUUCCUUCGCUCACCACCUUCACUUCCACUCAAAAGACCGCUACCUUGGCUGAGGACAAUGCACCCCUUGCUCCCAACCUUGAAGUCCUUGAUUUAGAAUUGGAUCCUUUCAUGCAAAAGAACUUGGAAAACUUGCUUGAUUGCGCGGAUGCUCAACAACAAGAGCACAACAACUACCAAUACUGGCAGAGAAGUGUCGCACGCGAACAAACCAAGAUUCAAGCAUGGUUGACAAAGAGGAAACAAGAAAAUGCUCAACGUGCCCAGAAUGGUCAAUCGCUGCUCCCAGAGGAUGAGGUCAACAGCUUGUUUAAAUUGCCAACUGAACCCAGCCGAUUGGAAUCCAUGCUUCUGAACGCACAGAUCCACAAUUUCACUAAGCAACUUAAUCAAUUUGCUGGCCCUAGCUUGGGUCGUUUGUACAGUGUGCAGGAAUUGCAAAAGUAGAAGCUUCCAGGUUUAUUUUAUAUAUUUUUUCUUCUCUAUAGAGUUACCCAUUCUUCGUCACAUUAAAAAGAAAAAAAAAUUGAUUCGUUCCCAG
Molecule: messenger RNA, 1190 nt
Organism: Umbelopsis ramanniana AG
Lineage: Eukaryota; Fungi; Mucoromycota; Umbelopsidomycetes; Umbelopsidales; Umbelopsidaceae
Exons: 5
Coding region: 53-1096 (347 amino acids)
Cellular component (GO): cytosol; cytoplasm; eukaryotic translation initiation factor 3 complex
Molecular function (GO): metallopeptidase activity; protein binding; translation initiation factor activity
Source: RefSeq, a predicted model, not a curated record